This is a messenger RNA of Glycine soja, 2629 nucleotides long. Its product is annotated as pentatricopeptide repeat-containing protein At1g74900, mitochondrial-like. The record is from RefSeq and is a predicted model, not a curated record. Bases 281 to 1759 code for a protein of 492 amino acids. The transcript has 4 exons. Gene Ontology annotation, molecular function: protein binding. NCBI's taxonomy places the organism in Eukaryota, Viridiplantae, Streptophyta, Magnoliopsida, Fabales, Fabaceae.
UCCCUGAUAUUGCAAAUGAUUCUAAAUGGAUGAAAAGCUGUGGUAGUAAAUUCAGAGAAAUUUGAGUUGCAAUUUACAAGAAAGACCAUAUAGAAAUUUACACAACAUUGAUAGCAACCUACAAAUAAAACAAUCACAAGGACAAAAUUACAAUUCCUCCAUUGCAAAACAGGUUGAGAGAUGAUGGCAUGGGGAGGAGGAGAGAAUCUAAAACACCCAGCCACCAUCUAAAACCGCGCGUUCCUUGAUUCCCAGUGAAAAUCCCGAAAACAGCCCUAGAAUGUUCCUGUUCCAGAAGGCUUCCGCUUCUCAUGUCCAGCUUCUGAUUGGGUCAAAGAAGUACUUUCAGUUCCAUCUUCCCCGUGACGCAGUUCACAUUGCCGAGGCCUCAGACGCAACCAUAGCCAAACUAGUCCUGGAAUCAGACCCACGCACCCUCUCCGAAGCCCUAACCAAGCCCAGAAUCCACUGGACCCCAGAGCUAGUAAACAAAACCCUUAAGCGCCUCUGGAACCACGGGCCCAAGGCCCUCCUAUUCUUCAAACACCUCGACCGCCACCUCCCUUCCUACACCCACUCCCCCUCCUCCUUCGACCACGCCGUCGACAUCGCGGCCCGCAUGCGCGACUUCAACUCCGCCUGGGCCCUCGUGGGCCGCAUGCGCUCCCUCCGCCUCGGCCCGUCUCCCAAAACCCUCGCUAUCCUCGCCGAGCGCUACGCCUCCAUCGGCAAGCCCCACCGCGCCGUCCGCACCUUCCUCUCCAUGCACGAGCACGGCCUCCACCAAGAUCUCCACUCCUUCAACACCCUCCUUGACAUCCUCUGCAAAUCGAACCGCGUCGAAACCGCUCACGACCUCCUCAGAACUCUCAAAUCUAGGUUCAGACCCGACACCGUUAGUUACAACAUUCUCGCGAACGGUUAUUGCUUGAAAAAACGCACGCCGAUGGCGCUGCGGGUUUUGAAGGAGAUGGUACAGCGUGGGAUUGAGCCUACGAUGGUCACGUAUAACACCAUGCUGAAGGGGUAUUUUAGGAGUAAUCAGAUUAAGGAGGCUUGGGAGUUUUACUUGGAGAUGAAGAAGAGGAAGUGUGAGAUUGAUGUUGUGUCUUACACCACUGUGAUUCACGGGUUUGGAGUGGCGGGUGAGGUUAAGAAAGCAAAAAGGGUUUUUGAUGAGAUGGUGAAGGAGGGUGUGGCUCCUAAUGUUGCUACUUACAAUGCUUUGAUUCAGGUUUUUUGUAAGAAGGAUAGUGUGCAGAACGCAGUGGCGGUUUUUGAGGAGAUGGUGAGGGAGGGGGUGUGUUCGCCGAAUGUGGUUACUUUCAAUGUUGUUAUACGAGGUUUGUGUCAUGUUGGGGACAUGGAGAGGGCGUUGGGGUUUAUGGAGAGGAUGGGGGAGCAUGGUUUGAGGGCUAGUGUUCAGACUUAUAAUGUUGUGAUUCGGUAUUUUUGUGAUGCUGGGGAGAUUGAGAAGGGUUUGGAGGUGUUUGGGAAGAUGGGGGAUGGGUUGUGUUUGCCGAAUUUGGAUACUUAUAAUGUUCUGAUUAGUGCGAUGUUUGUGAGGAAGAAAUCGGAGGAUUUGGUGGUGGCUGGGAAGUUGUUGAUGGAGAUGGUUGAGAGAGGCUUCUUGCCACGCAAGUUUACUUUUAAUAGGGUGCUAAAUGGACUUGUUAUUACUGGCAAUCAGGAUUUUGCAAAGGAUAUACUCAGAAUGCAGAGCAGGUGUGGCCGUGUUGUUCGGCGUUUGAAAUUGUGACAUGUUUUAUUGUUGGCUUGGAUACUUGAAGUUGAAGAAAGACAAUCUACAUGGUUCUGAACAAUUGAAAGUAUAUUGUCUGUUCUGUUCCAUUGGAGAGCAUGUCCCCAUUCUGUAAUUUUGACAAAGUUUCUGCAUUCUAGGGAACUCUCUGGUGAUGAACCCACCAUUGCUGAAAAUCAGCUUUGCCACAUUGGGGCAAUACUACAUGAUUGGAUUCUCCCUGCUUGUACAAUUCAAGGGUCUAUAAGAUUCAACAGAUGACGCAUGUUACCGUUCCUUACUUCCUUCAAGCAUACUUGGAAUUCAGUCAUUGCUUUUCAUAGAUCAUAAGAGUUCUGCAGACGAGCCAAUGACAUCCUCCUGCUUAGUUUUCACCCCCUUAUAUAAGGAUACAGGGAUGAUGGAGCACGAAACACAAUAAUCCAUGAAUCAUCUUCCUUGCCUCCGAAUAGAUACGGUAUUUUUCUUUCCCUUCAAAAACUGUCAUUUUGCACAAAUUCUUGUUUCUGGCAGCAGGUUUCUAGCUUUGUGCAUCUAUUACCUUUCCUGCUGCUGUUAAGAGUUUGCUGCUUGGUCUCCCAUUUUGAUAAGAUUGGACAAAAAACUUGAGUUGUGGACAGCUUUUUGCCUGUAAAUGUCUGAAUUCUUUUAAAACCGGCAAAAUUGAUACGUGUAAUUUAAGAUAUCAUUUUUGAUACCGACUAGCUCCAUUGGCCUAUAUUCUUGGAUUCAACUAAGUAUUGGGUCUAUCGGCCACUGAGAAUGUUGUUCUGCAGUAUAAGCCCACAAAAGUUUAAAAUAAGUUAGUCAAUGGAGCUUCUUUUUCUACAUUUUCUUUACUAUAAAUAAGUUCCUUGUUUUUUUUAA